Podarcis muralis (Common wall lizard) is the source of this 781-nucleotide messenger RNA. Lineage: Eukaryota; Metazoa; Chordata; Lepidosauria; Squamata; Lacertidae. The record is from RefSeq and is a predicted model, not a curated record.
AUGUUGUUCAGCUACCGCCAGAAAACUGGAGUCAUCGCUGCACGACACCGGAAGGAUCCGAAGACUGGUGCUCCAGUGGAACCAGAGUAUUUUGAAGAGGUGACCUUGUACUUCAGUGACAUUGUGGGCUUCACCACCAUCUCAGCCAUGAGUGAGCCCAUUGAGGUGGUCGACCUUCUGAAUGACCUGUACACCCUCUUCGAUGCCAUCAUCGGCUCCCAUGAUGUCUAUAAGGUGGAGACCAUUGGCGAUGCCUACAUGGUUGCUUCCGGGCUGCCCAAGCGCAACGGCAACCGGCACGCAGGUGAGAUCGCCAACAUGUCGCUGGAUAUCCUCAGCGCUGUCGGCACCUUCAAGAUGCGUCACAUGCCAGAAGUGCCAGUACGGAUCCGCAUCGGCCUGCACUCAGGGCCUUGCGUGGCUGGUGUGGUGGGGCUGACGAUGCCACGGUACUGUCUUUUUGGAGACACAGUCAACACCGCCUCACGGAUGGAGUCCACAGGACUGCCUUAUCGAAUCCACGUCAACAUCCGCACUGUUCAGAUCCUACAUGACCUCAAGGAGGGCUACAAGCUGGAUCUCCGAGGCAAGACGGAGCUCAAGGGAAAAGGCACUGAAGAGACAUUUUGGCUCACAGGCCGGGCGGGCUUCAACAAACCUAUCCCCACCCCCCCUGACCUACAGCCAGGGGCCAGCAACCACGGGAUAAGCAUGCACGAGAUCCCAGAAGACCGAAGGAAGAAGCUAGAGAAAGCACGCGGAGGGAAUGCGUAGCCAGAGA